Molecule: messenger RNA, 1148 nt
Organism: Hordeum vulgare subsp. vulgare (domesticated barley)
Lineage: Eukaryota; Viridiplantae; Streptophyta; Magnoliopsida; Poales; Poaceae
Product: protein sym-1
Exons: 8
Coding region: 63-824 (253 amino acids)
Cellular component (GO): cytoplasm; membrane
Source: RefSeq, a predicted model, not a curated record
AUUUUCUAGAACCCUAGCACGAUUCCCAAAACCCAAAGCUCCUCCUCCUCAUCCUCUCUUCCAUGGCGAUGGUGUCCGCGCUCCCGCUCCUCCUCGUCCCCCGCCCCAUCGUCUCCCCGAGGCCCGCUGCACCGGGCCGCUUCCUCUCCCUGUUCACCGCCCCUGCCGCCGUCGAGCCCCGGAAGGGCGGCGGCCGCCUCGCGCGGCUCCAGCCGCUCCACGCAGCCUCCUGCUGCAGCUCCGCCCCCGCAGCAGCAUCUGGAGGAGUGGAGGCGGCCCGGGCGAAGGGCUUGCAACUUGUAGCAUGGUACCUUCUGUCUCUUGACAAGCAUCCGGUGGCGACCAAGGCUGUCACUUCUGCUGUGCUGACCCUGGCCGGGGACCUCAUCUGCCAGCUUGUAAUUGAUAAAGUGCCAGAGCUAGACCUGAAGAGAACAUUUGUGUUCACGCUAUUGGGGCUUGUCCUGGUGGGGCCAACGUUGCAUUUCUGGUACUUGUAUUUGAGUAAAUUAGUGACAAUCAGCGGGACAUCCGGUGUCAUUUCUCGCCUGUUACUUGACCAGUUCAUCUUCUCUCCCGUUUUCAUUGGUGUCUUCAUGAGCUUACUCGUAACCUUGGAGGGAAAGCCAUCACUUGUAGUGCCAAAGCUUAAGCAGGAGUGGUUCUCUUCAUUGAUCGCGAAUUGGCAAUUGUGGAUACCGUUCCAGUUUUUGAAUUUCUAUUUUGUCCCACAGAAGCUCCAGGUUCUUGCCGCUAAUUUUGUAGCCCUUGCAUGGAACGUGAUUUUGUCAUAUAAAGCUCAUAAGAAGGUUAUUGCGGAGUAGUCAAAUAGGUGAGAGAGUAGACUAUAAGGCAGGGUACCUGGCCGGUUGCAACAUGCGGAGAUGUAAGGCUGAAAGAAUAAACCUAUUAUCAGUUUAUCCUAGCGUCUUGUCUGUAUUACUCGGCCGAUGGAACACUUGCUUAGUAUUGUAAACUAGUGUCCAUCUUUUUUGUCGAGUGCAGCCUGAGAUGCCGGUUAAACAUGCGUUGUACAAUCUGCAUGUCCGUUUGUGAUGGAAGCUUGUUCCUGGUUUCCGCAGAAUUACAUAAUGUAAUAUUCUGGUGUUCCUAGCAGAUCAAAUUUCAGGCCCCUGGGGUGUUACUGC